UUGCACCAUACUACACCAGAGGAUAGACACCACAGAUGGUUCCUGACCAUCACCCAGGAACAACUGCACAACUGUGGGAAGACAUCCAGUCCCUUCACAGCAUUGCUCAACACAGAGAAGGUUGGGCAGUGAAAUCAUCAUAUGGAAAUCAGUUGGGUCAGGGGAGCUUUGACGUAUAAUCAAAUCUGAAACUGGUCCAUGGUGUGGAGCCUUCCAUCAGAACCAACCUUCCUGAUUCAGCUGUGGAUGAUCGGUCAGGAAGAAGUGUGAAUGGGCUCCAAGUGUGGUGAGAGCUUCAGUCAUUCAUGGAGUCUCAUGAAGCAUUGACUCAUUCCUACAGGUGAGAGGCUUUUCAAGUGUGAGAAAGGCUCAGAAAAUUUUGUUGCAUGCAAAGUGCAUCUGGUGAUUGCCAUAAUACAAAAGACAACUACAUGGAAGAGAAACCCUUCAAGUGUGACAUGUGUGAUCGCGCUUUCAGACAGUCAUCAGCAUUUGUGAAUCACCGACGCAUCCACACUGGAGAGAAACCAUUCAAGUGUGAGGAAUGUAACAAGAGCUUUGCACGGUCAUCAGGUCUGGUCAAUCAUCGGCCUGUUCACACAGGGAAGAAACCAUUCAUGUGCAAGGUGUGUAACAAAUCAUUUUCCUGGUCGUCAGAUCUUCGCACACACCAGCGCACUCACACAGGGGAGAAACCUUUCACGUGCGAAGUGUGUGACAAAUCAUUCUCACAAUCCGGGAACCUCCGUACGCACCAACGCAUUCACACUGGGGAGAAACUGUUCAUCUGUGAGGUAUGUGAAAAAUCAUUCUCUCAGUUAGGGAACCUCCGUACGCAUCAACGCAUUCACACAGGGGAGAAACCAUUCUCAUGCGAGGUGUGUGACAAAUCAUUCUCAUAUUCAUCAGCCCUCCAUGUUCACCAACGCAUUCACACAGGGGAGAAGCCGUUUAUGUGUGAUGUGUGCGACAAAUCAUUCUCACAGUCAUCAAAGCUUCAUGCUCACCACCAAAUUCACACAGGGGAGAAACCAUUCAAGUGUGAGGUGUGUGACAAAUCAUUCUCCGAUUCAUCAAGCCUCCUGCUCCAUCAGAUGAUUCACACUGGAGAGAAACCAUUCACAUGUGAGGUGUGUGACAAAUCAUUCUCACAGCUAGGGAACCUCCGCAGACACCAACGUAUUCACACAGGGGAGAAAGCAUUUAUGUGUAAGAUGUGUAACAAAUCAUUCUCUGACUCUUCAACUCUCCUGCUCCAUCACAGCAUUCACACUGGGGAGAAACCAUUCACAUGCGAGGUGUGUGAUAAAUCAUUCUCACAGUUGGGAAAUCUCCGUAGACACCAACGCAUACACACAGGGGAGAAUCCAUUCAUAUGUAAUGCAUAUAUCAAAUCAUUCUCACUGUCAAUGCUUCUUCACAGACAUGAACACAUUCGUACAGGGGAGAAACUGUUUAAGUGUGAGGUGUGUGCAAAAUCAUUCUCUGACUCAUCGAGCCUUCUGCUCCACCAAAGGAUUCACACAGGGGAAAAACCUUUCACAUGUGAAGUGUGUGAUAAAUCAUUCUCACAGUUGGGGAACCUCCGCAGGCACCAACGUAUUCAUACAGGAGAGAAACUGUUCACAUGUGAGCUAUGUGACAAAUCAUUUGCCGCCUCCUCAAGCCUCCUGCUCCAUCACAGUAUUCACACUGGGGAGAAACCAUUCAGGUGCAACAUGUGUGACAGAUCAUUCUCACAGCUGGGGAAUCUCCACAGACACCAGCGCAUCCACACAGGAGAGAAAGUGUUUACAUGCGACAUAUGUGACAAAUCAUUCUCUGAGUUAUCAAAGUUCUGUGCUCAUCAACACAAUCACACAUAAAAAUUCUUUCACUAGUGAUAUGUGUGACUGAACAUUCCUGUGGUCACAGAACUUCCUGCUCUCUCACAGGAUUUACAUGGGUAGAAUCCAUUAAGUGAGGUUAUGACAAAUUAUUCUCAGUGUCAUUCAAAAUCGCCAGCAUAUUCAUAAAAACGAGGAACCAUUCACAAGUAAUGAGUGAAUUCUCGGAUUCAUCAUACCUACACAGACACCAGUGUAUUCAAACGGGGAAAACUGUUCAGAUGUGACAUGUGCAACGAAUCAUUCUCAUUGUCAGAUAUCCACAAACGCCGCUGCUUCAUACAGAGGAGAAAACAUUCCUGAGCCAUGUGCGCAAAAACACUUUGUUCCAAUCAUGGAACCUCCUCCUGCAUCAGAGGCAUUACUCAGGAGUUACCCAUCAAGUGUGAGGUUUGUGAUGAAUCCUUCACAAUGUCUUCAACCACCUGGAACACCACAGAGUUCACACAUGGGAGAAAUUCUUCAUAUGACAAGCUUGUGACCAGAUUUUCACACAAAUAGCAUAUCUCCCGGUGAAUCAAUGCACAGGGGAGAACCCCCACUUGUUGCGAGUUCUGUAAUAAAGCCUUCACACAUUUGCUGGAAUUCCUGGAACAUCAGUGAACCCAAAAGGGAAUUACCUAGCCAAGUUCUUGCCCAAUCUGUCUUCACGAAUGUGAAUCAGUACACAGUCUCACAGUGCAGGGUGUUCAGUGGGACUGGGAUACAGAACAAGAAGCAGCCUUUACUCCCAUCAAACAACUAGCGACAACAAAACCAGCGCUGACCAGAGCACAAUGUGAUUUCUUUUGGACUCCUUUGGGGAUGACUUUUGGAUUUUCAGAGGCUACUUUUUCAUUCUCAUUAACUCAUUUAUUGUGAUUGACUUAAGUAGUUACCUCGUGUAUUUGUGUUGACACAAAAGGUAUUUGGACUCAGAUGGAAGCAGUAUUAGAAGAAUUCUAAUUCUUCUAAUAAUUCUUCUAAGAAUAAUGCUUUAAUUUCAUCAAUGCUACCAUAUUCAAAUUGGCUCAAUAAGUAUAUGUUCUCAACAGAGCUUUUUCUCAGAAUAAUUGACAUAUACUGAUGACAUCUUAAACACACCUAUGUACAGUUAAUGUAUUUCCAUCACAUAUGCACAACAUCUGAAUACUUUAAUCGGGUAGUUAGUACCCUGUUUACUGCAUCUGAGACUUGAAUUUAAUAAUUGACAUUGUAUUCAUUGAACAAAUGCAGCCUUAAACUAGAGAUUCCACAUUCAUUUACAUGUAAUUCAUUAUCUCAGGUAUUCCAACUUCUUCUAAUUCUAGUUAACAGAGUGUUAUUCCGUCGAUAGGUUUUACACUUUAUUUUAUUAUUAUUUUAGGGAAAGUGUGCAUUGCCAGGCAGGCCAGAAUUUAAUGUCCUUCCCCUAUUCCCCUUGAGAAUGUGGCGGGGAACCACCUCUUGAACUGUUGUAGUCUAAUGGUGUAGGGAGCUCAUAGUUCUGCUUUCCCUUUGCAGUCUCACUGUCCCUUCCCUGCCUUUGCAGCCCGCUCCCUUCCCUGCAGUUGCAUCAUCCCUCCCCCUUUCUCCACUCAUGCAGCCUUCCUUUCCUUUCGCCACUCUUGUUAUCCCCCUCCCUUCCCCAUAUUUACAGCCCCCUCUCCAUUCCCCACUCUUGCAGCCUCCUUCUCCCUUGCAGAAUCCUUCUCUCCUCCCAGCACAUGUCCUUAUGAGUGAACCUGUCAGAAGCAAGCACAGGAUAGUUUAAGUUUUUGAUUGGAGGAGUAGCCUGUCCAUUGUGUGUUUGUGGGGCAGGAUUGGUUGCUUCAAUCAGGGAAUUUUCCUGGGAUAAUUUGAUGAUUUUUUGGGGCAGAACCAACAUGGCCCCUGUGUAUUUUGAACAUUUUUGUGUUAGUGAAGUGAGCCAGCUGUCAGGAGUGGGUAUGGGGUAGAAUCAGACGCUGCUUUAGUCAGGAAUAUGAAUUAUAGACAGAUCCUCUUCAGGUAAUGGGUGUUUGACUAAUACCAUUGGGAAUGUUUAUUCUGUACUGUCCUGUCUGGGAGGACCACUAUCCUGAGUAUGGGGAGGGCAUAGGGUUGAGUCUGUACAGACCUGAGCUUCCUCGAUCCAUCAUACAUCGCUGUAAUAAUGGUGUUAUGUUCACCUUACACGCCUCAAAAAUUCACUUUGUGUUCUGGGAACGAAUUUGAGUUACUUUUAAAUGAUUUGUUCUUUUAGCUGAUUCAAAGUUUGGUGUAAGCUCAACAUGGUGUCAUUUGUUGAUUUAUCAAACUUCUGAAUAGAUUUAUAGAUAACAAUAAAUUCAUUUUUAACAAACCAAACCACAUGAGUAGUCAGCAUGAUGUGUUCCUACUCACUGAAACACUGAGGAUCCUACAGUAAGGCUCCUGUAUACUGCAUAUUGGUCAAUGUCACUGUCGGUUGGGAUAUCUUCUCUGGCAAUGGGCUUAUAAUUAUCAGUUCACAGGAAACAGAAUGCUGAAAGAAAGACUCACAUCAACUUCCACAAACCUAGGGCAACAAAACACACUUCAUACCCAAUGAA
Messenger RNA from Rhincodon typus (whale shark), 4417 nucleotides. Its product is annotated as zinc finger protein 271-like. NCBI's taxonomy places the organism in Eukaryota, Metazoa, Chordata, Chondrichthyes, Orectolobiformes, Rhincodontidae. Bases 387 to 1865 code for a protein of 492 amino acids. The record is from RefSeq and is a predicted model, not a curated record. The transcript has a single exon.